AUGAACCAAAGCGAAGGAGAAGACAGCAAGAUUGGCGUAAAAUCUCCAGGUAUAUACAAUAAAUUUCUCAUUUUAGUAUUUCGGGUAUUUUAGCAAAGUUCAUGAAACUGUGUGUAGGAUAUAUUUCAAGACAAUGAAUAAUUUAUUCCAUCUGACCAAACCACAAAAACAGUUGAAGACUUGUGUGUUUGACCUAGAAUAAUAUUAUUGUUCUUGGCCUUGCCUGCAGUUAAAAAGGACAAAUCCUAUAUAUAGUAUUUGAAGAAGACUCUAAAAGAAACGAGAAUUUUUAGCAUUUGACAUUAUAUAUAGCUAGCUUACUCCCUCCAAUAACUUUUUGUUACUGCAUGAAAUGGUUUAAUCUUCUUGUAUGGUUUUGUGGCGGCCAUAGGCAAAAUUUGGAAUGAGGACAAAUUAAUUUGUGGUCGCAAUAAUGAGCCGCGAGACUUUGGCUAUGUGCUCAACACUGGAACCGUAAGCCAGUGAGCUCUCUAUAUUUAUCUGGAGCAAGAAAUUCACUCAUUCGGCCUAUGAAAAAAAUGGCGACCAUUGACGUGCAAUAAACAGUUUUAAUACCAUUUUUCCAGCUAAUUCCAGGUUUUCUAACGGACCGUAUAGUGUUAUUCUUUAAAUCGAUGUCAAAAUACGAAAAUAGCUCUUCAAUUUCCGCCAUAAUGCAUUGGUUGGUCCAGAUAUAUAUGGAGCACACUGGGAUGAUUGGAGUGAUUGUCCGGAUGUAAUGGCAGCAAUGAGAUUUCUAAGACAAAAUGACAUUGGAACAUUGUGACUGGAUGGCGUACAUUGUUGAUAUAACUUGUGCGAUGUUUUUGUAGAACGUAAAGAAACCGAACGAAAGAAUCCUGUAGAAAAACCGCGUGAAUGCAAAGCGAACGAUGAAGCGCCUGCAACCAAAACUGCGAAGAGAAGAGCCCGUCCUAGUGUGGAAGAGAUGAGAGAAGCGAAGGAGAAAAUGAGCGGCCUUGAACAACAACUCGCGAUACAGAAAACGAUGAUGGAAGAACAUCAAGGGAAAAUGGCCAUGCUGGAACAAUUGAUCAAACGACAAUGUUUGGUACUCAAAGAAAACGAUGAUCAGUGUAAUUAUGAGCAGCUGGCAAAGAGCGCUCCGGGUAAGUAGUUCAUUGAGUUUGCCGGCAUUUCCAUUUCAUUGUGUUGAGGAAGUCCAUGUGAUCAGUGAAAUAUAGGCUACGUUUACUAUACCGCCUACCGGAUAGCUUUCUGUAGCGGCGCGAAAAAGCACCUAUCCGAUACGGAAUGUACAACUUUGAGAAGCUGAGCGAAAUAACAUCUCUCCGUUGCAAUAAUUCCUCUGAAAAUAGCGUUCCUAAAAGGUACUGAAUAGGUGGGUUUUUUCACGUCGCUACGGAAAGCUAUCUGGCAGAGUGUAAACAUAGCCUCUGUUUGUCGUUGUAUGCAAAUCAGUCAGUACAAUGCAUAACACUAGCUUAAACAAUUGUGCAUCCGGUCGCGAUCCAGUGAUCAGACAAUUGUGACCAGAAUUUCCAUUGUCUUUCAUUGUUUUGAAAAUCCACACUGAGUCUUAUCCACCCAUCCCAUCGCUCGUUGUUUUAACAAAUUUUCGCCUUCUGUAUGUUUGAUUAAAGUCAUUGUUCAAGGCGCGAAGUUGCCAGCAGAUGUGGUCAACACACUUGUUGGAGAACUCAAAUUAAAUGGCAAUAUCUCAUUUAUUUGCCUCCAUAUAUUUUCAAGACCACUUCUAACGAAAAGAAUUGACAUUAAUUUCUCAGCCUGUAGGAAACCCGCUUAUUUGACCUUAUUUAAUAAAGUUAAACUCACCGCUACUUUUGUGACGUCAUUAAAGAAACAUUGAGCACUGACAAAAAUGCCAAUAAUAUUCUCCACAUGCCUCAUUUACAUACAUAUCUCUGUCGUAAUAAUAUGCCGUUUCAUCCCAGCUGAAUUGCGGACUAAUUAACGGCAUUACUUAUUGAUGUAGAAGGUCUUGAACCACGUUAGAUUACUAUAUCUAUCCUCUGCUUCGAGUCACCCAAAAAUCUUUGAACAGCGAGCUUCAUAUCUUGUUUACAGACACACAGACGUUUUGGGAACGGAUUGAAAACCAGUUGAGUUCAAUGAUUGAGAAGAAAGGUUACGAUAGCGGAGAAGAAACUUCGCUAACGAAAAUAAAACAUCAAUUUGAUGCACAACGCUUGCAGUUACAAGAACAUGGGCAGUGCAUUAAGAAACACGAAGAACAGUUUGAAGACCAGUUAGCAAGAAUUGAAAUCAUGCGAGAAAUAUUAGAUGAAAAUUCAAGUAAGGAUUGCCCGUGUAGUAGUUAUAUAAAAUAUUAAUCGCGUUAUAUUGCCAGAUUAUAUCGUAAUAUAUUAGAGCACUCUUGCGCCUGAGAUUCUCAAGGGUAAUCCCUGAUCAUAAGAGGCAAUAGUUCCGUUAUAACUGGUGUUGCUUAGUAGCUAGUGAUGUCAGUCAGACAACGCCGUAUCCAUCUCGUAUAGACUGCGCAUACAGACAGUAGUACCUAUCCUAUAUUGUAUAUUAUUCCUGCCUACUACCUUCCCGACAAAGCGCCUUCGCUCGAAACGUCGAAGUUCUCCUUGUAUUUUUCAGGUAGUUGAAUCCAUAUCUCUAUAUUAUUCUUGACACACUGAAAGACAACCCCUCAAACAUGAGAGACAAUGUUUUAUAUUAAAUAUUCUUCUGUUAAAGCUAGUGUCAGUGAGAUAUAUUAUAUUUCAAAGUUACAGACAUACCGAAUCUUUGCGCAGUAUAUGAUGGAUAUUUAUGGCCAUCACAGAUUGAGGUCUGUACUUAUAUAGUACUCACUCAAGGAUAGUUCUUAAAACAUAAGAGGCAAUAUUUUAUAGUCCUUUAGCUUCAUAUAAGUACCUAGUGGGGGCAUUAUUGAGGGCUAUAUUUUAUAAAUGCGUCCGUUCUAAAUAGCGGCUGGUCAUGUACAGUAUGAUUCUAAAACCGAAAGCCGUAUUCACACGUAAGUCAUAUAGAUAUUAUUGGACGUCUUGUCCGUAAAAAGUACACGUUUUGUAUUAGUGUCAGUAUCGUUUGUGUUCGUUUCAUUUUUCCGUGACCGAGAAUUUUCCAGUGCCAAGUAAUUUUAGAUAGCGACGUUGAAAGGUACUAUCACUCCAUAACACUUUACUAUAUAUUGUCUAAGAAAGAUGAAAUAAUAAAGUUUAUGACCUCACACACCAAAUAUGCAGUAUUUUUUUAUAUUUGAUAUUCCAAACUACAGCACUCGUCACAAAUGAAAAGUAAAAAUAUUCUCGACAAGAGACGUCAUCGUUCUAGACCACCAACAGCUUUGUACACCCUUGGCCUUGUCAAUUAUAAUCAAACUUUAUUUCUGUUCUCUUGCUAUUUUCCGAUCUUUAAAUCAUCAAAUUAAGUUCGUGUCAAUAUCAGUAACCUCUAAAAUUACUCAACUAUGUCAUGAACAUUUAUAACGAGUGAUAUUCAAUCUGACACUCAAGUCUUAUUAAUUAUUUAUCUUUUCAUUAUAUACCAAAAUUACAAGACGUUUAACGUGUUUAAAAACGUAGUUUAUAAAUUUAAAAGCACAUAAUAACAUAUAAAUACGGUUAACAGUCUCGCGAAAAUGCAGUUUGUCUCCACGUCCAUAAUUUUUUGAAAGUAUAUUCGCCUAACCAAAGAACAGACUGUGCAGAAAUAUAAUUAAGUUUCGCCAGGGGAUUUUCCAAGGAGGAGGUAAAAAAUGUCUUUAAUUGAGUUUUUUCCAUGUUUGUUUGAAACACUCUUGACCUCAGAUACGUCAGCAAACACCAGGGAGCGUUCAAUACUGUUUAAUUAAAGAAAGCCAAAGAAAACACACACAAGAAUAAUAGAACAACGCAUAUUUACAGUAUAUCAACAAUACUAAGCUUAAAAGACUUCCUUUUGUUGUUUAAGAAAUGAAGCAGCCGGAUAUCUCCAGAAAUAUACAAAAACACCAGGAAAAAAUACUUAACCCUUAAUUAAUGUGCCGUCGACGUCUCUGUCUGGACUACUUGAAAAGUCUUUUCCAAAAUAUACGGCGGCUUCUUGUAGGAACUGCCUAUACUAGACCGCAAAGUUUGAGAGCCAGAUGUAAACUACAUCAGUAUACAUGUUGACGUCUGUCUUCACUACUUCAGUAAGAUGGUGAUCAACUUUGGAAAUAUUGUCAAGAAAUUAAACUACAUCGCACAAUUUAAUUUAGUGUUAUUUUCUCACACUGACAACUGCAGGUUAACCAGCAUCUGUUGCACGAUAGUGCUGAACUGAAACUAUUUAUAAAUCAUGCAUUCCGUUUGUUUAGAUCAAGUAGGAUCAGAGAACAGCGUUCGACUGAUUUUGGAAGAUCACGAGAAAAGACUGAGUGCUUUAGAAGACCGUAUGGCAGUCUACGAGAAACAAGUAGAACGACGUCUGGCCGAACAACAUCAAUUGUUGAUAUUUACGUGGCUUGGUCUCAUUACAACGUUUGUCUUGUGUUUUGCAAUUGUUUGUUCAUGUUGUUGGUAUCGAUAA
This is a messenger RNA of Paramuricea clavata, 4527 nucleotides long. The record is from the annotation of a GenBank genome assembly. NCBI's taxonomy places the organism in Eukaryota, Metazoa, Cnidaria, Anthozoa, Malacalcyonacea, Plexauridae.